Sceloporus undulatus (fence lizard) is the source of this 895-nucleotide messenger RNA. Its product is annotated as transmembrane 4 L6 family member 1-like. The record is from RefSeq and is a predicted model, not a curated record. Gene Ontology annotation, cellular component: membrane. The coding region runs from base 61 to 573 and encodes 170 amino acids. Lineage: Eukaryota; Metazoa; Chordata; Lepidosauria; Squamata; Phrynosomatidae. The transcript is spliced from 7 exons.
ACCUCUAUCUUUUGGAGAACAGUGCCAAAAUCUCCACAAAAAACCAACCCCCCUUCCGUCAUGUCUAAAAACCUGUUAUGCACCCAUCUUGGCAAUUACGUGGGCUGCCUUCAUGGCAUUAUAGGAGGAGGCAUUUUGAUUUUGAUCCCAGCAUUUGUGCUUAUUCGAUUAGAACAUGAAGAAUUCCGUGGAUGUUGUCCCUAUGAGAACCACAGGCGAAACUGUGCACUGCUGGCUUCAGUCUUGGUUUCCUGUGUUGGAAUUCUUGGUGCUGGAUACUGUUUCAUCAUUGCAGCUCUGACUUUAGCCCAUGAGCCCUACUGUUAUUCCACAGACGACACCUGCUGCCAUCACGUUUCUGCUGCUAAUGGAGGGUACCAGUGUGAUAACUCUGGCUCGUGUCAAUGCCAAGAGCCAAGACAUGUUGUUCAGUGGAACAUUGCCUUUUCCUCCAUCUUGCUUAUUUUGAGUGGAAUCGAAUUAAUUCUCUGCACCAUUCAAAUAAUCCAAGGCUGUCUUGGAGGUGCAUGGGCCGUGUGUCAUGGUUGUGACAAACAGAGAUGCCCUUGCUAGACUACUAGGACUUGAAAACAAGUUACGGUCAUCUUAUGCAUCACUGUAAUUAUGCCUGUGUUUUUGAGCUGACUUGACUAAUUCAGCCAAACUCAUCCUUAUGACUUGUUUUAUAUGGUAUAUAACUGUUAAUUAUUAAGAGAUCAUAGUUCAUAUUGCAUGCAUUGUUCCCAAAUACUAUUUUUUUAAAAAUAGCAGAAACUGAGGAGUUUUUAUAUAAGUUUCUUGAACAAGAUUCCCUUAAAAUUUUCUUACAUAUGAAUCGGACCUCUAUAUCCAUGGAUUCUCCAUCCAUGGAUUCCAUCAUUUUCCAAAUGAGCUU